AUGCCAAACUAUGCCAAAUUCAUGAAGGAAGUUAUGUCCAAGAAGCGUAAACUCGAGGACUAUGAAACGGUGAAGCUUACGGAAGAGUGUAGCGCUAUCAUAAAGAGACAACUACCGGACAAGUUGAAGGAUCCGGGUAGUUUUACCAUCCCAUGCAUCAUUGGAGAACUUCACAUUGAGAAGGCCUUGUGUGAUCUCGGGGCUAGCAUCAAUCUCAUGCCUCUCUCUAUCUUCCGGAAGCUGGAACUUGGAGAGAUCACACCUACCACCAUCUCAUUACAAUUGGCGGACCGCUCUCUCACCUACCCUAAAGGUAUUAUCGAGGAUGUCUUGGUUAAAAUUGAUAAAUUCAUUUUUCCAGUUGACUUUGUGGUGUUAGACAUGGAGGAAGACCAGGAAAUACCUAUUAUUCUGGGCCGACCUUUUCUUGCUACCGGGAAGGCUUUGAUUGAUGUCCAUGAUGGUAACUUAACACUCCGGGUGAAUGGUGAAGAGGUAAAGUCCAACAUUAGUAACGCCAUGAAAUUUUUGGAAGAGCGACCAAGUUGUAACCGGGUGGAUGUGGUGGCCCCGUGCUUAAAGGACUUCUUUCAAACCAUUAUUUAUAAGGACCAUUUGGAGAGAUGUCUAACAACAUCGCUCUCUAAAGGGGAUCUCGGGGUGAAGUUCGGUGCAUGUGAAGUAGACUUGAUUGAUAGUGUUUAUGCUCUAGAGGCACUACCGGAGGAGAAGGUUAAUCCGAUGGAAAAGGAUGUCCUUAAGGUGCCCACACUUUAUAAAGGCUUGGAAUUGAAAACCACCACUAGUGACGGGCUAGUUUUGAAGCAAUUACCCGACCAUCUUCGCUACGUAUUCUUGGGAGAUGACUCUACUAAGCUGGUCAUAAUAUCGGCAUCUUUGAGCGAGGAGGACGAGCGGAAGUUGAUCAACAUGCUAAAAAGGUACUCAUCCGCUUUUGCUUGGUCAAUUUCUGACAUUAAGGGUAUUAGUCCGGCCAUUUGUAUGCACAAGAUUCUCAUGGAGGACACUCCUACAAGCCUUCUAUUGAACACCAACGGAGACUUAAUCCCGUAA
Molecule: messenger RNA, 1074 nt
Organism: Morus notabilis
Lineage: Eukaryota; Viridiplantae; Streptophyta; Magnoliopsida; Rosales; Moraceae
Exons: 1
Coding region: 1-1074 (357 amino acids)
Source: RefSeq, a predicted model, not a curated record